CAUUUAUCGAUGAAAAUAGUGCGUAAAAUGUGAUUGGCGAAAAUACAUUUUGUUACAUGUUCCUCCGCAUCUGUUCUGUGACAGGAGUACGUCAGAAGAUAGUGCAUCGAGGAGAAGUACAGCCUGUUUUCACUUGGAAUUCGUGAACGAGGAACAAAAUGGAUCUUCGGAAAAGAGUUACAGAUUGGCUUUCGCGAAUGAGAAGCUGGAAAACAGGAACUGGAACUCAAGCUGAGGCAUCUGUUGCUGUUGUUGACGAUGAUCCAGAUUUGGAAAGAACUCUUUGGCGCUUUGAACCGUAUGUCAUGAAAGUUCAGAGCGUUUUAAUAUGGGAAAAUCCGGUGAUCAGUGUGUUUUUUGUCGUAGUGGUCAACAUUUUAUUUUGGUUGGUUGUCAAUUUCCAGUGGCGUUUUUAUGGCCUUUUGUUCACUCUUGCCCUUACAGCAAUUCUUUACGACGUGUGGGCACAGAAAUGUUGGCCAGAAAUAUCAGAAUCCUUGUCGGAAAAGACGAGACGCACUUUGCAAGUGCCACCCAUGCAAACAAGAGCGUUAACUGUUCCAGAGAUAAGUCACUACCUUAGCCAAGCUCAGUCUAUGUUGCGAGACUACUACAUCUGGUUAAAAAAUAUGAGAGAUGACCAGCCAGGCAUGUUUUGUUGCUUGAUGUGUGCAAGUUUCUUGGUUCUUACUGUUAUCGGCCGUACUGUUCCGGGAUGUGUUAUUGGCUACAUACUGAUAAUGAUUGUUAUGGUUGGUCCUGGUGUCUGCAUUCAUGUUUUACCUCCAACUGCAGUACAGAAACUGAAAAAUUUUUGUGUAUCAUUUAAGGAGAAAGGAAGAGAUACAGACAGUGAAGUAGAAGAUUACUUGCCGGAGCAGACGGGGGAAAAUUUGGCACUGCUACAGCAAGCAGGAGAACCAGUUGAAGAUGAACAGCAGGAUGAUUCUGUUAUUCCAGAGGAGUUUGGACUUGAACUAGAGAUGAGUGGUAAUGAUCCAACAGCCCCAGAUUCGUUGGUGACACAGACUUCUUUUGUAACUGGAAUGAAUGCAAUGCCGUCCCACGAGGAGGGAAGUACAGAUGGUCUCGACAUCAGUGACUUUGAUUUGUCAGCACCACCAUCACAGCAUGGAACUAACGGUGGUGAUCUGCGCACAAAACAAGAACUAGAAAUUGAACAUUCAGACACAGAUGAGGAUGACAUUGGAGAAAUUCAUUUUCAGAGUUCACACUUCAAUGGUGACAGCUCUGAAGAAGAAGAAGAGAAGGACUUCGUGCAGGGUCUUAGCUUUGAUGCUGCCGAAGCAGACAAGACUGCAGGUCAUCCAAGCAAGGCCACUGUGAGUGGAGGCCUGAGUGAUAUCUUGACAUCAACUGCUGUGCAGGCUGUGGCGAGAAACAUUGCAGAUAUUACUGCGAUGGGACAGAGCUUAAUUUCUACUGUGAUAGGCACAGGUGCAGCUUCAGCUCAAGAAGCCAGUGCCCAAACUCCUCGGCAGCAGUCUAAUGUUUCUUCUGUGAAAAUCUCUGAUCAGUGUUCCUCCUCAUCUUCAGACAGUGAUGACUUCGAGAUGAUUUCACAGGAUGAUCUCUCGUAACACAUACUGCUCUAUUUCAUGGGUAUGUUGUGUCCUUUUAAUAGCUGAUCUUUAUUUUGUAAUAUUUGCCCACUAAUUGUAUAAGUGGGGACAAUUAAUUUACAAAACUAGAAAUAUUUAUACCAAAAUAAUUAUUUUUUAUUUCAGGACUUUUUGACAAAAUUCAGUAUUCUGAAUACAAAUUGUAUUACAUGAUGAUUUUUGUAACUUGCAGCAGUUGUAAUCUAGAACCCAAUAAAGUACUUAAAAAUUUGUUGUGCCGUAUAUGCUGCAACAAAUUAUGCUUAAGUAAGAAAUAAACCUUUUCCCUUUCAGUGAAAUUUGGACAAUAUGAAUAAUAAACUGAAUGUGAUGUGUUGCAAAA
Molecule: messenger RNA, 1965 nt
Organism: Schistocerca piceifrons (Central American locust)
Lineage: Eukaryota; Metazoa; Arthropoda; Insecta; Orthoptera; Acrididae
Product: reticulophagy regulator 3-like
Source: RefSeq, a predicted model, not a curated record